AUUAGCCAGCACUGAUAAUUUCUUUCUGGCAGCAAGAUGGCUUAUACACUAGUGAUCCUUUCAGCUCUUUUAGCCACAUCGCUGGCUAAUUCUAUUCAGUUCAAAGACUGCGGUUCUGCCGGUGCCAAAGUUCAAUCAGUAGAUGUGGGAGGAUGUACGACAGAACCAUGUCAUCUAGUCCACGGGAAAAACGCUACCAUGGUAGUCAACUUCACCGCAAGUGAAGACGUGACGCACCCGAAGAAUUCCUUAUAUGGUAUUAUUGCUGGUGUUCCUGUUAAGUUUCCUUCGAAUGCGGAUUGUUGCACCGGUAAAAAUCUCGUCUGCCCCAUAAAGUCGGGAACCUCGUCACAGUACAGCAUCGCCAUCUAUGUUUCUCCAGAAUACCCAAAGAUCUCGGUUCUUGUCAAGUUGGCCGUCCUUGAUGAUAAUGAUAAAGACUUUCUGUGUAUAGUGUUUCCUGCCACCAUCACCGACAGUUAAAGGGGGACAACUCAAACGUGACCCACUGAUACAAGCUGAUUAAACUGCCAUUUUCUUUGACGUUUGUUUAUUUACAAAACAAAUAAAUAUUAAAAGGUU
Molecule: messenger RNA, 582 nt
Organism: Mizuhopecten yessoensis (Yesso scallop)
Lineage: Eukaryota; Metazoa; Mollusca; Bivalvia; Pectinida; Pectinidae
Product: epididymal secretory protein E1-like
Exons: 4
Coding region: 37-483 (148 amino acids)
Biological process (GO): intracellular cholesterol transport
Molecular function (GO): sterol binding
Source: RefSeq, a predicted model, not a curated record